CUGGACCCCCUGCCCGCACUGCAGGGGGAGGUGGGCGCGGAGCAGAAGCGGGGUGAGGGGCUUGCAACCUCCCCGGGAUCAGCAGUACUGGACUGGCGGCGUCCGGAGACGCUGGAAAAGCGCGUUUUCUACCUUGGAAAAGGAACCAGCUGUUCGAUCCCAAGCGAAACAUCUGGCGUUACCAGCUACUCAGUGGAUUUCCCUCCCAAAAUAUUAUCUCCAGCUCCUGAUUCUUUCUAGCCCUCCAUCACCCCUUUUCUAGAUCGAUCUAGAUCUUUUCUAGAUCUAUCUAUCCCCAUACACACACCCCUCUCUAUCUAUCCCCAUCCACCCCAUCUAUCUAUCCCCAUUCGCCCAUCUAUCUAGCUAUCUAUCCCCAUACACCCCCCCAUCUAUCCACAUCCAUCCUAUAUAAUCUCUGCCCCCCCCCCAUUUCUCCAGGAGCAAGUUUCUUUCUCAAAACAUACUCCAGAGCCAAAGGGUUAAACGUCCAGUCUGCAGCCCCCUCGCCCCAACCGCUGGAUGUGACUCGGGAGCUCUUCAGAAAGAAGGGAGGCAAGGACGCCUUAAAAAGUCCUGGGACUCUCAGGACAGCUCAAAUGCCGAGAGGAAGAGGAGAGGAGAUCUUCUGAAGAAGUAAAGCAAGGAGCCUCCACCUCAAAGGAAGGAACUGAGGCAGGAUGGGAUCUGUUUAUGGAGGCUGGAUAAGCAGGCUUUGCGUGCCUGGACUGGCCCUGGCUCUGGCCCUGCUGACGGCCCAGCUUUGCCAAGGCAGCAGGAAGGUCCCUCAGCGGACAUCUCGGCAGGUGCCCGAGGAGGACGAAGCUGAAAACCAAGUGGCGGGUGCCUGGAGCAGCUGGGGCCCAUGGUCAUCCUGCUCCCAGCCCUGUGGGGUGGGGGUCUUGGAAAGGGUCCGCACCUGCCUGCCUCCCUAUCAGCGAGCCCCCUGGGGGGGCCCUCAUGGCCCACACACGUAUGCCCAGCCCCUGUACCCAGAGGAACGGCGCGAUCCUUACCCGCCCCGGCCGUCCUACCCCCUUCACACUGAUGGGGAGUCGAGGGCGCCUCUCUCCCCACUGAGGCCUGCCCUCCCUCUCCACCGUGGCUCUGCCCUCCCCCUCCACAGCGGGUCUGCCCUCCCCCUCCACAGCGGCCCCAGCCACACCCGGGCAGCCCCCCCCACCGCCCGCUAUGGGCCCCAGAACAGGUACAUCCGCCACGAGUCCUUCCCCUCGGAGCAGCUGCCUUUGUCCCCGCUGCGAGACGCCUCCUCCCCGCACUCCAGCCGCAGGAGGGACCCAGCCCUUGCCCCCGGUGCCCCAAGGCAGGAAGAGGACCCGUCUGGCAAAGCAGGAGCCUCCAGCCGCGGCCUGGCCCACUCUUCGCAUCGGCUGCGCCACCCGGAUGCCCCCGCCACCUCCAGCCCAGAAAAACCCUUCAGACGCAGCAGCUCAGCACCGGCACGGCUGCCUGCCCAGGACUCACUCCCCCUCUUCAAACCUGAGCGGUGGGGCAGACACGAGGCGGGCGGUGCAGCCAGCAGCUCCCGACACGGUGCCCUCGGGUCCAAGUGGGUGGUAUCCCCGACUCAGGAGUCCCGCGCCGCCAGGAGGUCUCGAAUUCGAGAGUCGAUCAAACCGGGGAAAUAUGGCUACGGGAAGGUGCCCUUUGCACUGCCUCUACACAAGGAGGUGGCAGAGGGGGGCACGCCACGGUUCAAGAGACACCCAGGGCCCUCGAGCGACCAGACACUGCCGCCCACCAAGACUCCCAAGCGCAAGGCCAAGGAAGCCCCCAGCCGGGAGAAGGAGCUGCCGGCCAAGGGCGAGCACCAUCUGCAGCACAAGCAGAGGAAGGCCGUGUCGGCAGAGGACUCCGUGCAGCGCCGGCUCCAGGCUGGAGCGCUGGCAGAGAACAGGUCAGAGCUGGCAGGGCAUAGGGCGAGGCCCAGAAGUGGGGGCGAUGGGCCCGCUCCACACCGCCAGCCCCACACGGCCGAGCAGGGCAGUGCUGGGCCACUGAAGGCCAAAGCCACAGCCAAGCCCCACACAGGCUCUUUGGAGGACAAGGCGAGUCCUGGAGAGAAUUGGGAGCCAGCAGCAGCACCCCCAGAGCCACAAGGGGCCCGGCAUCACACCGCGGAGGGCACUCCCCAGCCGGGCCCCUCUCCCACGGAGCAGCCAUCCCUGUUUGUUGGCUGGGCUCUGGCAGGCACUGUAGGGCCCGGCAGGGGAGAGCCAAUGGCUCUGGAGGAGACGGGUUCGCAGGAGUCGCGCCCAAGGGCAGGAGCACCGGCACCCCUCAAGAGAGGGGAUGGAGAAGGGCCCGGGGAUGGCACAGGGGGCACCCAGCAGCCUUCUCGCCCUGGGAUGCCCGUGGGAGAGAGGGCCCCAAGCAGCAGCCGCGCUCCUCGGCCACGGGGGGAGCUGCGCCUCACGCACAAGGUGCUGAAGAACCACAGCUCCGCCCUGGAGACACAGCUGGUGCCCAAGGGACGUGGGGCAGGGGGUGGCCGCAAGGAGCCACCAGAACUCAGCCACCCCCAUUCACAUUCCCACCAUCGGGCCACAGGAGCACCAAAGCCCAGGCCUGAGGCCACGCACCUGACCCAGCCAGAGGGAGCAGGCCCUGCCGACCCCCCCACGCGCUCCCAUCCCCACCAGCUGGCCAGGCCCCGUGCUCAGAGACAGAACGAGUACCGCCCGGGCGGCUACGGCACCCGGGCCUCCCAGAGCCUCUUCGUGGAACAGCCCUCACCUCACUGGCUGGCAGAACCGGACAUCUGGCUUCUCCACCGCAGCAGCCCCGUCCAGUUCCAGGCCAGGGGGCAAAGGCCCAGGCUCGGCCUGCACCCAGGCCCCGAGGUGCCCCAGUGGAAUCUCUACCACCCCGGCACAGAGACCUUCCACUGCGAGGGGGACAGCAAGCAGUUCAAAGCUUGCAGGCAGGAGCCAUGCCCAGCCGACCAGCCCGACGCCCGAACCGUGCAGUGCGCUGCCUUCAACACCCAGGAGUUCAUGGGCCGCCUCUACCAGUGGGAGCCCUUCACGGACGUGCGGGGCUCCCAGCGCUGCGAGCUGAACUGCCGCCCAGUGGGGUUCCGGUUCUACGUCCGGCACACGGAGAAGGUGCAGGACGGCACACCGUGCGAGGCCGCCUCCCUCGACAUCUGCGUGGCUGGAGAGUGCUUGAGCCCCGGCUGCGACGGGAUCCUGGGGUCCAACCGGACGCUGGACAGCUGCGGGGUAUGUGGGGGCGACCAUUCCACCUGCAAGCUGGUGGUGGGCAACUUCAGCGACUCCAACGUGCCCAUCGGCUACCACAAAAUCUUCCAGAUCCCCCAGGGUGCCACCAGGAUCAACGUGACUGAGAUGACCCAGAGCCCAAACUACCUGGCCUUGAGGAGCCGCUCUGGGAAGUCGAUCAUCAAUGGGAACUGGGCAGUGGAUCCCCCCGGGCGCUACGAGGCAGGCGGCACCGUUUUCAUCUACACCCAACCGGGCCACGAGGAGCCCCGCGGGGGCGGAGAGUCGCUGACAGCCGAGGGGCCCACUACAGAACCCAUUGAUGUGUAUAUGAUCUUCCAGCAGGACAACCCCGGCGUUGCCUACCGCUUCUUCCUGGCGGGGGCCAGACCAGACAGCCCCGCCCGUGACCCUCCCAGCCACCGGCAGGGCGUCAGUGCCCUGACCAUGUUAUCACCAAGCGACCAGCUGGUGCCACCCACCUCUUACGAUCACCCCAUGGGGACCUGGCACCGGGCGCCGGCACCAGCCAGCCAGUCGAGCAGGACCCCUGGGACACUGCAGCGCAACGUCCGCGUCCCACCACUGCCACCCCCACCCGCCCCACCUCGGUCCCAGGCACACGAUGUCUAUUGGAAACGGGUGGGGAGCACCGACUGCUCUGCCUCCUGCGGGAAAGGGCUCUGGCAGCCCGUGUUCCGCUGCGCCGCCCGCCACUCCCAAGGGGAGGUUGAGGAGCAGCAAUGUGCCAGUGCCCCCAAACCGCCCGCGCUGGACGAAGCCUGCAACACCCAGCCCUGCCCGGCCUACUGGGACAUGGGCGAGUGGUCGGCCUGUAGCAAGUCCUGUGGGCCGGGCACCCAGCACCGCCAGGUCCUGUGCCGCCAGACCUACGCCAACCGCAGCACCAUGGUGCACCCGCAGCACUGCGGCCAGCUGGACAAGCCCAGCCCCACGCAGCCCUGCCAGCUCCGUGUCUGCAGCCACUGGGAGGUGCGCACCAACUGGAGCGCGUGCUCGGUUCUGUGUGGCCUGGGCCACCGGACCCGCCACAUCCGCUGCAUCAGUAACCAUGGUGACGUGCUGAGCGACGGCGAGUGCAACGGUAGCCACCGGCCCCCGGCCAACGAGGCCUGCGACAUGGGGCCCUGUGUGCGCAGCUGGUUCCACAGUGACUGGAGCAACACGUGUUCGGUGGAGUGUGGGACGGGGAUCCAGCGCCGCUCGGUGAUCUGUCUGUCCAGCUACGCCAACGGGCAGGUGGAGGAGACCUGCGCGGGCACCAAGCCAGCCGACAUGCGGGCCUGCAACAGCGGGCCCUGCCACCGCACCGUCAAGUGGUACACGGGGCCUUGGAGUGAGUGCUCGGCGGACUGUGGUACUGGCAUCCAGCGGCGGGACGUGAUCUGUGUCAGCAAGCUGGGCUCGGAGUUCAAUGUGACGGAGGCAUCGGAGUGUGCUCCCCUGGAGAAACCGCCCUCUCUGCAGCCCUGCACCGGCAGUGCCUGUGACGCUCGCUGGUUCUCCACCUCCUGGAGCGCGUGUUCCAAGUCAUGUGUAGGGGGAGUCCAGGUGAGGGAGGUGCAGUGCCUGACCCAGAACAAAACCUUCAGCAACCUUUGCCAGCCGGACCUCAAGCCCAUCAAGAAACGCUCCUGCAAUACCCAGCCCUGCACCCCCGACCUUGGCGAGAACUGCAGGGACAAGUACCACAACUGCCCUGUGGUGGUGCAGGCCCGGCUCUGCGUCUAUUCGUACUACAAGCUGGUGUGCUGCGCCUCCUGCACACGGGCCAUGGAGCGGAGCAAGGACAUGCAGAGCCGGUAGCGGCACCGGUCGGCCAGAGACAGGGGCUGGGCUCUCGCCCGCUCAUUGUGGGGCUGGGCAUGUUUCUUGGAGAGGACUCGGACGGACUUGGGCUGUGAAACCAACGCCCAGCCCUCACAGAUGCUCCUGGGACCCAGCUACUCAUCUCCUCCGAGGUGACCCAGCAGCAUUUGGGGAGGGGACAACCAGACUCUGCCCGCAGGGAUGAGGAAUGAGCAACCGGGACGGCUUUGAACAAGGAUCACGGCCAGGCCGCAUGUGUGGCUCGUCCCAGGGCCACAGAUCUUCCCUGUCACUGGAGAGGCCAGUUCGGCCCGCAGAUCUAGGGCCUGAUCCUGGGUGGGGAUGAGAGCGUGUCCACGCUCACUCCAGCGGGGGCAGUCCUGCCCAGGAUCAGGGUCCUUGUGAGUCACUGACCAAUUCUGCGUACGGGCCCAAUGGUGACAGGAAGGGGCGAUGCUGACUGUUCCCCAGGGCCGUGAUGCUGUAUGACUCUGCCACCGGCCCGGCUGCCCCCUCAACACAUGCUGAGCCUGGAAAGCCCGCCACCCCCCGACUACCGGAAGGAAUUGGUGCUUCCUGCUGGGAAACGCGACUCCUGUUGCUUCCGCGGAGCCUGACCCUCACACAACCUGUGUCCCACGGAGCUGCGAAGCCCAGCGCCAGCUGACCUCCUCGUAACGGUGCGAAGGGACCCGUGUGCUACGUGUCCCACCCCAGAGCCUGACCUGGGUCCCAUGUCUAAGCCGCUGAGCCCCUUCUUUGGGCAUGGAGGUGACGCAGCUCGGAGGUCAGGGAAGUGUGUGUGGGGGAGUCGCUUUCAGUCAAGCUCCUGGCAGACAAAAGUCACUGCCCUGAUUAGCACCUGACCAAAAACCAAACAGGCAGCAGGAACCUGAACUCCCCUCUCACCCCUAGGGGGCGCCUCUGCAUUGGGGAGCUUGCCCCGCACACCCAGCCCAACCGCUUCUACAGGUGCUGACGUGACCCCUGAGUGCGUGUCAAGCUCGCGCAAGUCCCCUCCAGUUGUUUCCCCAUCAGCUUCCUUCCCUGUCUCUGCUUUGUCUGAGGAACUUACAGAGCAAACCUCCUCCUGCGUAGAGCAUCCCCGCCCAGGCCACAGGGACAUCUGCAUGGGCCGGCUGGCUGUGUUGGGGAUAGCGUCUCUCCAUCACGUCUUUCUGCUUCUCUUGAGACCAACGGGAUUCUUGCUGUUAACUUCAUGGGGCUAUAGAUCAGGCCCUAGAUUUCCCAUCACUUUUGUUGUCCAUGUGUAAUCCCCACCUGCCCGCUCGAGCUAUGCAUAGGAUUUGAACCUGGGAUCUUCAGGAGAGAAAAAAAAAAAAAAAAA
Chelonoidis abingdonii (Abingdon island giant tortoise) is the source of this 6423-nucleotide messenger RNA. NCBI's taxonomy places the organism in Eukaryota, Metazoa, Chordata, Testudines, Testudinidae. The record is from RefSeq and is a predicted model, not a curated record.